Messenger RNA from Scophthalmus maximus (turbot), 2678 nucleotides. It is a transcript of the gene gpr75, whose product is annotated as G protein-coupled receptor 75. Gene Ontology annotation, molecular function: C-C chemokine receptor activity. The transcript has 2 exons. Bases 464 to 2107 code for a protein of 547 amino acids. Gene Ontology annotation, cellular component: membrane. Lineage: Eukaryota; Metazoa; Chordata; Actinopteri; Pleuronectiformes; Scophthalmidae. The record is from RefSeq and is a predicted model, not a curated record. Gene Ontology annotation, biological process: G protein-coupled receptor signaling pathway.
GCCGUUACCGCCGGACCACUGUGUUGCAGUGCGCGCGCUCGUGCGCGUGCUCGUGCUCGCCUACGUAGGCGGUGACUUCACGCUCGUCUCCUUCUCCAGUGCGGCUCCAGUGGCCGUCCGCUCCCGGGGAGGAGGAUCGGAUGUGCCGCCGACGAGACCAGAGCGCUGUCAUCCGUUCGCCUCGCACGGGCUUUUAACGCGAUGCUGACUCGUUGUUGUCUGUUUUUUUUGGAAGAGGAAGAAGACGAAGACUGCAUGAUUUCACGGCGGUGUUUGUAAAGAAGCCGCUGCAUGUCUUUUUUCUUUUCUUCUUCCUCCUCCUCUCCUAAUAAGCCGUGCACUCUACCAAGGUGGCAGCGAUGACGGAGGCAGCACGCGCCGCGAUCACCAUGUCCUCCUUCCAUACAGACGACUAAUGUUGAAAUUGAUGACUGUGGGAUUCCUAUAAAUUGUCGGUAGUACAAUGAACACCACUGUUACGCCGUCAGACCUGGUGGAUGUGCCCAGACACCAGACCCUCAACGGCACCCUGGUCGCCCAGAGCCCGCCGGGCUGGGCCGUGAUUCACACCGCCACCUUGACCUUUUGCUCCCUGCUCCUGGUCUUCAUCUUCUGCCUGGGCUCCUACGGCAACCUGGUGGUGUUCCUGUCCUUUUUCGACCCGGCGUUCCGCAAGUUCCGCACCAACUUCGACUUCAUGAUCCUCAACCUGUCCUUCUGCGACCUGUUCAUCUGCUGUGUGACGGCGCCCAUGUUUGCGCUGGUGCUCUUCCUGGACGCGGGCGGGGGGGACGGCGUGUCCAAGAGCUUCUGCUUCGCCUUCCACCUGACCAGCUCGGGCUUCAUCAUCAUGUCCCUGGAGACGGUGGCCGUCAUUGCUCUGCACAGACUGCGCAUGGUUCUGGGGCAGCAGCCCAACCGCACUGCCUCCUUCCCGCGCACGCUGGCGCUCACUGCCCUGCUGUGGACGUCCAGCUUCACCAUGGCCGCCCUCCUUACCAUGCAGGCGUUCCCACGUAGAGAUGGACCCUGCCUGCCCCACUUUGGCCUGGGAGGCGGACACGCACGGGUCGUGUUGUACGUCUACCUGGCAGACUUUGCCUUUUGCGUGGCUGUGGUGUCAGUGUCCUAUCUUACGAUCGCUCAAACACUGAGGAAGAAUGCACAAGUGAGGAAAUGUCCCAUCAUCACAGUAGACGCCGCGUGCCCUCCGCCCCCACCACCUCUCAUUGCAGCGGGCUUUGAGAGCAUGCAGUGUGCCGUCCAGGGCCCCUCUCUGUACCGUAACCAGACUUACAACAAACUGCAGAACGUUCAGACGCACUCGUACGCCAACAGGGCCGGCCACCCUCUGGUUCCAGGUGCUGCCCAAGGAGCCACCUGCUGUCAGCUGGUGUCUACGGUCAACUUGGCCACAGUCAAAGACUCUAAGGCCGUCGUCACCUGCGUCGUCAUAGUGUUCUCCGUGCUGCUCUGCUGCUUGCCAAUGGGCGUCUCGCUGGCACAGGAUGUUUUGUCGCCGGAAAGCAGCUCGGCACAUUACCAGUUUGAGCUGUGCGGCUUUGUGCUCAUUUUCCUCAAGUCGGGCAUCAAUCCCUUUGUGUACUCGCGCAACAGCGCAGGCCUCCGCCGCCGCGUGCUGUGCUGCGUUCAGUGGGCGGCGCUGGGCUUUCUCUGUUGCAAGCAAAAGACCCGUCUGCAUGCGAUGGGGAAGGGCAGCCUGGAAGUCAAUCGCAAUAAAUCCUCCCAUCACGAGACCAACUCGGCCUAUGUGCUGUCGCCCAAGCCACAGAGGAGGCUCGUGGACCAGGCCUGCGGGCCCAGUCACUCCAAAGAUUGCGCUGGUAGUCCACGGGCCACAGGUGCGCGCAAACCUCGCCCUCCGAGCACCUCUACACCCAUCAACACCCGCAUUGAGCCCUACUACAGCAUAUACAACAGCAGUCCCUCCGCAGGGCCCAGCACCCCCACCAGCCUGCAGCCGGUCAGCUCUCAGACAUUUGCCUUUGCCAAGUCAUAUGUAGCCAUGCACUACCACACUCACCAAGAUGCACUGCAAGACUUCGAAAGCACCUCGGUGCACCAGAUUCCAAUUCCCUCUGUCUGAUCAAAGAGCUGCCGGACACAAAGGUUUGAACAAUCUCACCUUCGGCUCUAAAUCAAAUGGGAACACGGACGCUGCCCUGUCCGCUGUCACUGGAAGCAGUAUUAAUCUCUUUGUCUUUCUUUUACAGUGGAAGUACCCACCUCCAUGUCAAGUUUUCUUGAGUGUGGGAACAAUUACAGAACCAGUCAUAAGCUUUGCCUUGAGAACUAAAACAUGCAAGAGAUUUUUGUGAUGAAAGAGCUCUGAAAAAAAGCUACUUACUGUACAAAUACUGCAUUUUCAAAUCAAUCUGCCCCCGUGUUGCGCACGCAUGUGCCAUUAUAACCCGAGACUGUGGUUGCUCAUUGCGGCGAAGGACUGCAGUCGCCGGUUUCACCGCUGCCAACUCUCUGGCUGCAGUCGCUGAGCACCGACAUCAGCUGCUGUAAGUAUUGAGCCGCUGUGAAACCUGCACAAGGCCCACACAUGGAUGUUGACGGCAUGUGGUUUGCACCUUGAUGCUUCUUAAGAAAAAAAAUGUAUUUGUGAACCUCAUAUCACUUUUUAGAACAAUAAAUGUUUGGCAAGUGCA